Molecule: messenger RNA, 1249 nt
Organism: Aureobasidium subglaciale EXF-2481
Lineage: Eukaryota; Fungi; Ascomycota; Dothideomycetes; Dothideales; Saccotheciaceae
Exons: 2
Coding region: 176-1249 (357 amino acids)
Biological process (GO): NADPH regeneration
Cellular component (GO): cytoplasm
Molecular function (GO): nucleotide binding; oxidoreductase activity
Source: RefSeq, a predicted model, not a curated record
CGUCGUUGUAUGGACAAGAAAGGCAAGAAUGGCAGCCGCCUGUAGGAUCGUAUGUGAUGAGUUUCAAUUAUAAAGAAGGACGGAUCCUCCAGAUCUGCUCGAACAAACUCUCAUACUUCAAUUUCUCCCUUGUCGAAACACCUUUCCGGAACCAUAUCUAUACAAAGACGCCGGGAUGGUUCAGAAGCUCAAGAUUGCCGCUGCCGGUCUUGGUCGUAUGGGUGCUCGCCACGCCAUCAACUUCUUGCACCGCACUCCUCGUGCAGAACUUGUUGCGGCCUUCACGCCAGAUCCGAAAGAGCUUGCGUGGGCAAGAACCAACCUGGAGCCUCACGGAGUCACACUUUACACAAACUACGAUGAGAUGAUCAAGCAAGAGGGUCUGCAAGCUGUUGUCAUCGGAACUGCCACAUCAGUCCACGCCGAGGAAGCCAUCAAGGCAAUGCACCAAGGUCUGCACGUCUUGUGCGAGAAGCCUCUCUCAACUAGCAUCCCUGUGUGCAAGCAAGUCUUGGACGAAGCACUCAAGCACCCUCACCUAAAAGUCAUGUGUGGCUUCUCCCGCCGUUUCGAUGAGUCUUACCGUGAUGCUUGGGAGAAGAUGGACAGAGGCCUGAUUGGAAGACCUACAAUCAUCCGCAGUCAGACAUGCGAUAAGCACGACCCCAGCGGCUUCUUUGUCGAGUAUGCAGCUUGGUCUGGUGGUGUCUUUGUAGACAUGUCUGUUCACGACAUCGAUCUGGCCUUGUGGUUCUUCGGCGAUGAUAUCCAAGUCAAGAGCGUCUCCGCAUACGGUGUACGAGCAGUCCAACCAGAGCUCGCCAAGUACAACGACUAUGACAAUGCUAUGGGUAUUGUCGAGUUCUGGAACGGCCGAGUUGCAAACUUCUACUGUUCUAGAAUGAUGGCUCAUGGACAAGAAGACGUGACCGAGAUCAUCGGUACUGAAGGAAAGUUGACUGUCAAUAGCAACCCUCAGAAGAACUUUGUCAACUACUACGGUCCUCAAGGUGUUACACGAGAGGUUCCCGCGCAUUACUAUGGCCGCUUCGAACAAGCGUUCGUAGGAGAAGCAAAUGAGUUUGCUGCUGCCUGUCUGGACAACACCGCGCUUCCCUUGAAGCUACGUAACGCCGUGAAGGCCGUCGAGAUUGGUGCUCUGUUGCAGGAAGCCCUGGUCAAGGGCAUUCAGAUUCGCCUAAACGAAGCUGGACAGCGUAUUGCCGAUGCGCCGGCAUCAAAGUUGUAG